ACCUCUGUGCGUGUGCGCGUCUCUCUCUCUUCUCCGAUCGACUCGCGCUCGGCAUCGAGGUCGUUUUGCUGCUUUGCUCUCUCGCUGCAAGUUCCACCCCUCGAGUCUCUCUCGCCAUCUCUUUCACGCCACUUCGCUUGCGGCGAUCUGUGCUCUCUCACCGGGUUUGUUGGAAUCGAGAAUGUCUAAAGCAACGGUAGAUCUUCCUCCCAAGGGUGGAUUUAGCUUUGAUCUUUGCAGAAGAAAUGACAUGCUUGCAAAGAUGGGGGCUAAGCCACCUUCGUAUCGGAAGACAGGAACCACCAUUGUUGGUUUAAUAUUCCAGGAUGGUGUGAUUCUUGGAGCAGAUACAAGAGCAACUGAAGGACCCAUUGUUUGUGAUAAGAAUUGCGAGAAAAUUCAUUACAUGGCUCCAAAUAUUUAUUGCUGUGGGGCGGGGACAGCUGCCGACACAGAGGCUGUAACGGAUAUGGUAAGUUCACAGCUGCAGUUACACCGGUACCAUACAGGUCGAGAAUCAAGGGUCGUCACAGCUCUGACACUUCUUAAGAGGCAUCUUUUCAGCUACCAGGGGCAUGUCCAAGCUGCUUUGGUCCUUGGUGGGGUUGAUGUCACUGGACCUCAUCUUCAUACAAUAUAUCCCCAUGGAUCAACUGAUACAUUGCCAUUUGCUACCAUGGGUUCUGGUUCUCUUGCUGCAAUGUCGGUUUUUGAGUCAAAGUACAGAGAAGGCCUGACAAGAGAUGAAGGAAUUCAACUGGUAGCUGAAGCUAUAUGUUCUGGUAUAUUCAAUGACUUGGGAAGUGGAAGCAAUGUGGAUAUUUGUGUGAUAACAAAGGGGCAGAAAGAGUACCUCAGGAACUACUUGUCGCCAAAUCCUCGGACAUAUAUUAGUGAAAAGGGAUAUCCUUUUCCUAAAAAGAUUGAAGUUCUCCUGGCGAAGAUCACUCCACUGAAGGAGAAGGUGGUAAUAAUAGAAGCGGGAGAUGCUAUGGAAGAGUAAAGUCGUCUAAAGGGGAAGGCAAAGUUAUCUGGCUUAGUUUCUGCAACAAACAUUAUGGAUUAUCUUUGAGGUUGGUGGAGCCUUGAGACUUUUGGGAUGAGAAACAAGAUGAAUUUGUGUCAAAUUGCUACUUUGGCCGUGCUCAAUAUGUAUUCGUGGAUGUUUGAUGAUAAAGUAACUGGAAACCUACGUGGCUCCGAUUGCUUUGC
This is a messenger RNA of Syzygium oleosum, 1212 nucleotides long. Its product is annotated as proteasome subunit beta type-7-A. Gene Ontology annotation, cellular component: proteasome core complex. The coding region runs from base 182 to 1003 and encodes 273 amino acids. Gene Ontology annotation, molecular function: threonine-type endopeptidase activity. Lineage: Eukaryota; Viridiplantae; Streptophyta; Magnoliopsida; Myrtales; Myrtaceae. The transcript has 9 exons. The record is from RefSeq and is a predicted model, not a curated record.